Messenger RNA from Symbiodinium sp. CCMP2592, 2526 nucleotides. The record is from the annotation of a GenBank genome assembly. NCBI's taxonomy places the organism in Eukaryota, Dinophyceae, Suessiales, Symbiodiniaceae.
AUGCAAGUGCCGGACGAGCAGCGCACACUUGGAAUCGUGGUGGCGGUCAUCAUGCUCUGCCUGUCCUGCACCUGCCUGGCGAUGUGCAGCGCGUGCCUGUGCGUCUGCGUGCGAGGUGUGCCAGCCAAAUAUGUACCCCAGAUUGAGGCCGUCCUUAAGGACCUCGAGUCUCAAGGCUACCUGCCCAGAUUCUCGGAUUCCGAAGGCGGGCGGCAGGACCGUCAGGACGCAAGGGCGGAGAUUGACGACCUAUCGGACUUGCCGAAGCUGGAGGAGAUGGAGUGGGAGAAACCUCACGCGUUGCUGGGCCUGGUGAAGACAGGGGAGUUCAGAGACUUCACAUUCUCUUCAGAGCUCUACUCGGAUCUCUUCAAGCUGCUAUCCCUGGCAUGUUCCUGGAGAACACAGGAGUCACAACCUUAUGUUGUGAAGGUGCAGCAAAUUUUUUGGGGCUUCGUUCGAGCUCCAGAAUUCAACAUCGCGGAAGCCGAAGAGCAGGUGGGUCCUCAGCUGUGCUGGAGCCUGGCCUCACGCACCGACGGCAGUGCCCAACAGGCUACCGCUUGGUUUCGAGCAACCGCACCUUCGCGAAGUACCUACGGAAAGGGCGAGGACGAUUGGUUUUGGUUCGAAGGUCGUGUCGUGCUGCCAGGCAGAAUGGCCAUUCAUCCGGGUGAGCGUCCGGUGCAGGAGACCAGAGCUGCGCCGCGUCAUUGGCAGGUCCUCGACGACUGGGGGUACCACGAUAUCGGCUUCCGGAACCCGGAGAUGCGUACACCAACUUUGGACUCAUUUCAUCACGAAGGAAUUACUCUCGACCAGUACUACGUGUUACCGACAUGCUCCCCCAGCCGAGCUACCUUCUUGACAGGGCGACUUCCCAUUCAUCAUGGUAUCAACUCCAAGUUGAAGUUCGAGAACGUGGGGCUGCCACUGGACGAGAAACUCUUGCCGGCGCUCUUGAAGGAGCAGGGCUACAAGACACAUGCAGUUGGGAAGUGGCAUCUGGGCUUCUAUCGUGCAGCUUACACGCCGACCUUUCGAGGGUUUGACAGCUUCUACGGAUACUACAUGGGCUCACAGGGCUACUUCACUCACAAGCUUUACACCUACUACGAUUUCCAUCGCCAAGACAAGCCGAACUGCGGCAAGCAGUGUUCGCGAGUGGACUGGAAGGCAGCCGGGAUAUACUCGACACGGCUCUUCACGGAGGAAGCAGUGCGCCUCAUCCGCCGUCACAGCGCGUAUUCUCCCGGCCAGCCACUUUUCCUGUACCAGGCAUGGCAAAAUGUCCAUUAUCCGGUCGAAGUUCCACGACGGUUUCUCCCGCAAUUCAGCAACCUGAUCAGCAACACGACACGGCAGGUUCACGCCGCCAUGGUCGCCGCUGUUGACGAAGGCAUUGCAAGCAUCAACGCGGCUUUGAGCAGCGUCGGCAUGUUGGAGAACUCUGUCAUCAUAGUGACCGGGGACAAUGGAGGAGCCAUCGAUGAGUGCUUACCGAACGGAGCUUCGAACUACCCUCUCAGGGGUGGCAAGUGCAGCGUCUGGGAGGGAGGUGCCCGCUCUACAGCACUGGUCUAUGCACCGGGACGUGUUCCUCAAGGCCUUGUCUUCCCUGGCCUAUUCCAUGCCAGUGACUGGCUGCCCACCAUCAUGGAGGGCCUUCUUGAAGCCAAAGUCAAGGGCACCAAGCCAUUGGACGGUCUCAACCUUUGGCCCGCCCUGGCCCAGAACGCGUCGUCACCUAGGAGUGACAUCUUCUACGGCAUUGCGGAUCACACCGUUGGAUUCCAUGGCCCAGCUCUGCGAACUGCUGACGGCUGGAAACUUCUGCUGAAUGGCGGAGGUGGAAGCGGCCGAUGGUCGAAUGCUUCAAGGCUGCUUGCGGCUGCCACAGUGACGCCGCACAAGAUCUACCCUCAGCUUUUCGACCUGAAGAGAGACCCGUCCGAGAGAUUUGACUUGAGCCAAGAGCGACCCGAUAUCCUGGGACGUCUCAGAUACCUCCUCUUCCACUACGAGCGGUGCUGCCUGAUCGAAGUUGCCGACCGUUCUCUGCGCGUCCCUGGCUUGGACCAUGGUGCUGAAACGCUGAAACGUGCCCCUCUGGAGGGGUUCAGCGACAGCGUGGAGCUCUCGGAAGUUAAAACGGCUCGAGCAAGCCCAGGAGCUUCGAACGGCUUCAUAGAAGCAGACCACGACUCCGUCAACAACAUGGCCCUCUCUUUACCUGGCCGGCCUGCUGCGGGGAGGUGGCAGCGUGAACACCUGCCGCUCAAGGCGGCCGGGCGCUUCGUCCACAAGUCCGCGCCCAUCGCUCCGCUACUGCAGGUGCUGGGGCCGAUCAUCCGUGGCUUCCAGCAGCCUCUGGGAGAGGUGCAAAAGAAGCUCCUCUUUGACACGCUGAUACCAUUGCACAAACCGAACGAGUGGCUCCUGUGGGACAGGCAGACUCCUAUGAUCUCGAUGUAUCACAAGGAGCUCGUCCACUGCAUGCCUGGAACCUGGAGCCAGGGAAUCUGA